AUGCCCAUUUUUGGUGACCACGCACUCACGGCGAUAACUAUCAAAAUCAACCAGUUAGUGGAGCACAAGAAUGACGAGGUGGAGGAUGCCAUGGAAUUAUACUUAUCCGACUUACUUAGCUUGAUAAAUGUUCAACAUCAAGCAGGUGCAACUGAAGCAGCAAGAGCUAUCAGGAAAAAAAUCAAGUACGGCGAUAGUAUACAAGAGCAAGUUCGAGCAUUACAGCUUUUAGAACUUUUGGUGCUCAAUUCAGGCACCAAGAUUGGUCCUGUUAUUGCUCGUGAUGAUAAGUUGUUGGACGUCUUGAAAGGAAUAAUCAACGGUCAUGGCAGAACUGGGUCUGGUACCAACUACAGUCCAAAGGUUAAAAAGACAGUGAUUAACAUGGCCGUGGGGUGGAAGUCUGAACUCGAUGGAUUGAAAGGGUACCAAUAUAUGCAAGGUUUGUACAAGACUAUUCCGGGCAUAAAGAAACGUUCCAAGCACUCGCGCCUGGCUAGUGGUAGUGUGUCUAAAGGUGGUAAUGAAGGUUAUAAUGACUAUGACGUGUUUGAUGAGGAGUCGGAUCCAUAUGGAGAUGAUCAUGCUUACGAUGAUGAGGGCUCUUCUCGAAUUUCAGAAUCACCUCGACCUUCGAAUCCAAGGUCGCCAAAGGUGCCACCUCCCCGUCCUACCACAGCUUCACCAUAUUCAAUUAGCAAUCGAAAGUCGUCAAGCAAAAAAGACAAAUUGAAAAAGAAAAAGAAAAGGUCAAAGAAUGGAAUUGUGUAUGCCGAUUCUGAGUAUGGUAUACCACAAAUCAACUAUAAAUUGGAAGCUCCAAAGAUUAGACAUGUCUUAACAGAGUGUAAUGACUAUACAAUUACUUUAAACAAUCAAUUGUUGCAACUCCCACCAGGUUCAGCACCUCAAGACGAUGACGAAGUUAUGACGAAUUUUCAAAAAUGCAAAAAGAUUAGACGUAAGAUCUUGAAGUACUUGCAAUUUGUUGGUGCGGGUGAUCCUCUGGAGAAGUCGCUGGAUGUGGCAAAACAGGACGAAGAAUUCUUGGCAAAGUUGAUUUACGCCAAUGAACAAUUAGUCGAAACGUUUAAGAAGUUUGAUGUUAAAGCAGGAUACUCACUGACCAACCCAGCGCCUCCUGAGGUAGAAGAAUUGAGUGAAAGUGAUGAAAGUUAUUAUUCCACUGAAGAUGAUGAAGAUGAUGAUGAUGACUUAGAGGAGGCGGUACCAGGUGAAGAUCUGAUUGCUGCCAGAUUGCAGUCGGUCACUUUGGAGAACAAGCGACCACCACCCCCAGUUCCACAAGUGUCUCGUACUUCUGGUAAAGAUAAACCACAACUGACGAAUGGACUUGAAAGGCCAGGUCUUGCCAAAAUAGAAACUAGUGAAUCCUUGGGAGAUCCGUUUGGGGACAAAAACACGGUGGAUAAAGAGGGUUCUGUGUAUUAUUAG
Messenger RNA from Lodderomyces margitis, 1455 nucleotides. RefSeq lists its product as uncharacterized. Gene Ontology annotation, biological process: actin filament organization; actin cortical patch localization; endocytosis. The transcript has a single exon. Gene Ontology annotation, cellular component: actin cortical patch. Bases 1 to 1455 code for a protein of 484 amino acids. The record is from RefSeq and is a predicted model, not a curated record. Lineage: Eukaryota; Fungi; Ascomycota; Pichiomycetes; Serinales; Debaryomycetaceae. Gene Ontology annotation, molecular function: ubiquitin binding; phosphatidylinositol binding.